This is a messenger RNA of Mytilus trossulus (common blue mussel), 692 nucleotides long. Its product is annotated as NTR domain-containing protein-like. The record is from RefSeq and is a predicted model, not a curated record. Gene Ontology annotation, cellular component: extracellular matrix. The transcript has 5 exons. The coding region runs from base 120 to 527 and encodes 135 amino acids. Gene Ontology annotation, biological process: negative regulation of membrane protein ectodomain proteolysis; negative regulation of endopeptidase activity. NCBI's taxonomy places the organism in Eukaryota, Metazoa, Mollusca, Bivalvia, Mytilida, Mytilidae. Gene Ontology annotation, molecular function: metalloendopeptidase inhibitor activity; protease binding.
CUUUUCUGUCAUAUAAAGGAUGUUAAGAGUAAUUGAAAUCCGGUUCAAAAGUGAAUAUAUAAACGUUUUAAUAAUUCAGACAAAGACACAUCUUCUUAUUCUAGAACCUAAGAAUAACCAUGAAGCUAACAAUAUAUGUCAUCAUUUGUCUUGUGCUGAUAAAUUUCAUUUCCCAUGCCUAUGGAUGUUCAUGUGCGUUUAGUACAAAUCAAGAAAUGUUCUGUAGCGCUACAUUCGUUUCAAAAGGAAAAGUUACAGGAAUUAAGAACCUAGAGGGAAACAAAUUUGAAUACACUGUGGCAGUUAAUCAUAGCUUUAAGAUCAAGGUCCCAAACACACUUAAAGUUAGAUCCGGCGAUCCAUUUAUGUGUGGGGUCGAUUUACAGAAAGGAGUUGUAUAUUUGAUUUCAGGCUAUGUAAGUGGUUCAACAUACCAUACAAAUAAUUGCCACUGGAAUCAGGAAUGGCAGAGUAUUAAAUCUGAUACAAGAAAGAAACUUUUUAAAGGACAAUUUAAUAAUUGUUAGUCGUAAUAUCACAAGUCGUUAUAGGAAGUGUCUGUCAAUAAUAACUUAUAACACAAAGUCAUCUAAAAUAAAUCAAUCUUUCAAAAAGGUAUUCACUUUUGUUCCAAUAAAAGAUUUACCUGCAAACAUUAUUGUCAAAUGUAUGCCACUGGUUCGAGUCAUGGC